Molecule: messenger RNA, 4740 nt
Organism: Dicentrarchus labrax (European seabass)
Lineage: Eukaryota; Metazoa; Chordata; Actinopteri; Moronidae
Gene: caln1
Product: calneuron 1
Exons: 6
Coding region: 678-1334 (218 amino acids)
Molecular function (GO): calcium ion binding
Source: RefSeq, a predicted model, not a curated record
GAACCCCAUAGAAAUAUUUCCAAACGGUGCGAGCAGCAUCUCCGGCUGAGGAUGACACAAUAAACCUAUUAAGGAAAACAAGAGUAAAAACAGCCAAUCGCUGCUCUUCUAUUCGAUUGCGUAUUGAUUUGGGUUGGAGCGUCUUCUUUGGCCACCGGGCUGCUCUCAUCAAUCUUCCCGACGCUCGGCACCUGUGUAUGUGUGUGUGUGUAUGUGUGUGUGUGUGUGUGGGGGGGGGAUCUUCAGUACAUGGGAUCAUGGGAGUCAACGGAUCUUUGCAGUGACAGAUUUUCUUUGUCUCUAACUAGACUUCAGUGUCAGUGAAUGUAACCAGAUACGACGUGGGAUGAGAGAAGACAUUAAAAGACUGAUGAGAGUUUGAUGAAAAAGUGCAACUCGAUUGGAUGCGCGUCGCGUUGCUGGACUUCAUAUUCGAGGAAAGAAAAACCCUCCAACCAGCCGCUGUGACCUUUCAUGAUUUUUUACGAUGGGAAGAAAUGACUCCACUGCUUUCCCAAAAUAAAGGAAUAAUUCUCCAAUAACACCACCAGGGACCCGGAUCGAUCAACGAGGCUGAUUGAGGGGGGGGUCCACCAAGAGUCUCUAAACUGGAUCCUACUGCGGGUAUCGAUUAACGGAUUUGACUGAUCAUCUUCAGACACCCUCAAAGGGAGAACAUGCCGUUCCACCAUGUGACGGCAGGCCUGCUCUACAAGGGGAACUACCUGAGCCGCUCACUGUCAGACAGUGACAGCGACGUGCUGGCCAGCAUCUCUGUGGAGGAGCUUGAUGAGAUCCGGGAGGCGUUUAAGGUGCUGGAUCGUGACGGAAAUGGGUUCAUUUCCAAACAGGAGCUGGGUAUGGCCAUGCGCUCUCUGGGUUACAUGCCCAGCGAGGUGGAGCUGGCCAUCAUCAUGCAGAGACUAGACAUGGAUGGUGAUGGACAGGUUGAUUUCAACGAGUUCAUGACCAUCCUUGGACCCAAGCUCCUGUCGUCUGAAGUGAGAGAAGGCUUCCUGGGCAGCACAAUAGAUACCAUCUUCUGGCAGUUCGACAUGCAGAGGAUCACCCUGGAGGAGCUGAAACACAUCUUGUUCUACGCCUUCCGCGACCACCUGACCAUGAAGGACAUUGAGAACAUCAUCAUCAACGAGGAAGAGAGCCUGAAGGAAAAUUCUGGGAACUGUCAGACAGAGUUUGAGGGAGUUCACCCUUCGAAGAAGAACCGUCAGACAUGCGUGAGGAAGAGCCUCAUCUGCGCCUUUGCCAUGGCAUUCAUCAUCAGCGUCAUGCUCAUCGCAGCCAAUCAGAUGUUGAGGAACGGCAUGGAGUAGCUGCGCCCACUGUGAGCGGGGAACAAGCCAGCCUGCAUGUGCAUGCCAGUGGGUGAGGUCAUAUCCCUGUUGAUAAGAAAAGAACUACAAGGAAUGACAGUCAAAAUAAUCAUCGACAAAAUCCAUUUUUGAAAUUAUUCUUAGUUUUUUCGAACGAGUGGCACCUCUCCACCCAGCGUCCAAUGAAACCGUGAAGCCAGCAUGAGGAGUCAUGCAGGACUCCUCCCCCUUUACUCUGACAGGGACACUCAAGGGCUGACAUUACACAUAAUACUCUGUUGUGUCUGUUUCCCUGAUGCAAUAAAAAAAAGUAAAAGUAAAAAAAAAAUGCUGAGUGCAUGAGUUCAGAGCUGCUCGCUUUUCCAGCAGGCGAGAUGUGACGUGUGUGUCUACAGAUCUGUCACACACCAGGAGUCUGACGAGCUACCAGGGCUGCAGUCUGGGCCCCGAGAGGGAAUGAGAGGAAAGGAACAAUUGCCCUCUUAUUAUAGUUCCUGGAAGGAUGAUGGCAGAACUUGCCGCCACUCAAGUAGACAGAUCUGUACGUGUCAGGCUGCAGCUCCUGGAGCUCUCAUGGUGCUACGAUACUUCAGCUCUCCAACUUUCUAUUUUCAUCUACUGCGUCCGUGGGCUGGUAUGAAGUGCUGGCAUCAGUUCAUCAGCCCCAAAAACCAAGCAGUCAAGCGAGUAAAAUGUUGAAUGAUAACUCCAGGCUUGUAUUUUGGCCUUGUGAUAUUCAUGAAUGAAUAUAGAAGCUCUGAAAAAUUUGGCUUUGGAUCUUCUAUUUCUCCUGGACACUGUUGGGUGAACACUGUUCAGAGUGAAAAGAAGAGCUUUCUGUGUCCUAUUAAAGGAACAAAAUCCACCCUUUCAGUGCUCUCACACUGUAUAUAUAAUCUAUCUGUGGUGUUCAGUGCACUCCAAGUCCAGGAGUUAUAUUGCAAGGUGAUUUAAUUCAGCUUUUUGGUGUAUCUACUUUCUCUCAGUUUGCCUCGUCUAUUUCUGCCUCAGUUGGUGAUUUCCUACAUUUCCCAAAAUUUCUUUGGACAACCCCCAGAGAACAGGUGUGAACCCAUUGCAUUCAGCUGUGCGUUAAUGUGAAGGUGGAAAGAGCGAGGACACUGGUAAAAAAAACUAAAUUGAACCAUUUACUCUAAAUGUUGAAUGUCUUGUGGCUGUGAGUAAUUCUGCCUUCAACCUGUCUGUUGGCACCGUUGCUAAAUGAAGCUUUUGCUCUGCAUACUUGAGGGACUGACACCAAAACCAUAUAUACCACACAUAUCAUGGAUGUUCUAAAUACUUUUUCUGCUAUCAAACUCGGCACAUCUGCGUGACCAGUAUAUCACCACCAACUGAGGAUUUUUUUUUAACAGUGUUGAAGUGUUUUAGGGUGGAUUUUGUUUGUCCAACUCACCACAAAUCAACUCAGUGAAUUAAAACUUACUGCUGUGAAAAGUUGAAUCCCCUUCAGUUUCCUGCCCAAGUUGCUAAUAAUAACUUAAAGAUUUUGUUUGUGCUUUGUUUCCUUUUACAUUUUUUUUUUUAGGGUAUUAGUUUUUAUUAGUUUUAAAUCUGAAUGUUGAUAAAAUAAAAGGGUGUCCAAAACAAAGGCACAUUUGAUGUAUCUUCUAUUUGAUCAACUUUUAGUGGUUAGUCUUUUUAAUCAUAAAAAAUAAUCUUAACUGAUUCAUGUGUGACUCUCAUGGUUUAGCACGUUUUCUGCAUUUGAAUCCAUCCUGCAACCUAAAGCUUUUCCUGUUGUGUGAUAGAAAUGACUGUGCAGACCGCAGAUAAAGAAACAAUUUUAAAUAAUGUUGAAGAAUUCUUCUGUAAAAACUUGUGGGGUGUGUAACUUUUCUCACAGCACUAGAUCAUUCAAAGACACAUCUUGUCAUGUUGAUUCCUGCUGAAGUCGGCUCUGAACUCCUGCACUGACUCCCAUCUCAACAUGUAAACCCAGUCAGAAACACCCAUUAUCAAGUGCAUGCGAUCAAGUCAGUGUCUUCUGUAAAUACCGUAACCCAACGUCCAAAGUGUCUCAAGUGUCUGUUGAAGGUGUUUCUCUGUAUGUGCAUGACUGUCGGUGCUCUCUGCUCACUCGGGUACAGAGGUGCAGGGAGGGGGAUCAGCAGAUAGAGAGGCGGCUGCUUCAUCACAAACAUGUCAGACGCAGGCGGUGAAGGCCCUUUCUGCUUCCUCUCAACCCUCUUGCCAAAGCCAUAGAACUCCGCAGAGGUGAACCAGACAACACAAUAUAGACGUUUUCUCCCUGUUUCAACAUGAAAACACAAGAUCAAACGGGCCUUCUUUGGCAGAAAUAUGUCUAUCGUAUAGGAUUUGGUUUGUUUUCGUUAUUGUUUUUGCACUGUACCUGUCAUCCAUUCCAAUAAAAUGACAAGGAGGGCUUCAGGCAUGUGCAAGAGUGCCAUCUAGAGGUGAAGUAAGAUCAUAUUGUCUAUGCUGUUCUCCCAUCACAGUAUUUGUGUAUUUCUCUCUAAGCAUUAUGGGAAUGUGAUACCAGGCAUCCUAUUCACAAUGUCUUGUUGAUCUUAAAUGUUAAAAUAUGAGGAUUUUUAUGUAUAAUGUAUAGAUUGACUUUGAUCUACCAACACUGCAGGUAGAGCAGCACUUGUAUGUGAACACAUAUUUAAACAGUGUAUUUAUAGGAAUAGAUUUCUUGCCUAUGGCAGAAAAAGUCCUUUUGAACGUGUAAAAGGUUUAUUCGCAGAUGAUUUACCAAUCUUACAUUUUGCAGACUGAAUAAAGAGUACUUUGUGCAAAAACAGUCUACAAAACCUUUUAGAUCACACUGGUUUUGAUUUUAUUUUUCUCUGAAAAUGUCACACUGAUUAAAAACUGAUUUUGUUCUUGUUUUUUUAUCUGUCAAUCGUGCAGUAUUGGUGGAAAUCUCCCACCAAAUUCACAGCUAGACACUGCUGCCAUGUAGUGGUUAACUGGAAAAGUGUUUAACAUUUAUUUGUUCUUUGAGAAGAACUUUUACAUUUUAUUUUAAUUCGGUUUAUUUUUGGGGAAUGUGAGUUACAGUUACUGUGGUUAUAGUUUUGCUGUAAUCCAACUGCCCCUGCAGAAUGGUUGCAUGUGUCAAUCGUUGAAGUACAGUUUUAUUUCAGAGGGGAACCGCACAGUGUCUCUAUAGUAGCAUGGUGGUUGGAUCCCACACGUUUUUGUUAUGUAACUUUGUACAUAGCUAAUAAGGAAGCAUAUCUAUUAGACAAGCACACACUAUACAUACUUUGCAUGUGCAAUAUUUAAACAUGUAGACUAGAGGAAGACUUUCAGUUGUACUAUUUAUUAGAGGCAUAAUAAUUAUGUAAUUGUAAAUACAGAAAUCUGUACAAAAGUCAAAGGAUUAAGCAUUGAGGCAAUAAAACUGUGUUUUUUUAAA